Eimeria mitis is the source of this 2778-nucleotide messenger RNA. RefSeq lists its product as uncharacterized. NCBI's taxonomy places the organism in Eukaryota, Apicomplexa, Conoidasida, Eucoccidiorida, Eimeriidae. The transcript has 9 exons. Gene Ontology annotation, molecular function: DNA-binding transcription factor activity. The record is from RefSeq and is a predicted model, not a curated record. Gene Ontology annotation, biological process: regulation of DNA-templated transcription. Gene Ontology annotation, cellular component: nucleus. The coding region runs from base 1 to 2778 and encodes 925 amino acids.
AUGAGCUCCGUGGCCCCUACACAGAACGGCGCAGCGCAGUUGGCUGCGAACGGCUCCACGCCUGGCGGGCCUUCACGUUCAAAGAAGGAAAAAAGCAGCAGCAGCAGCAGCAACAGCAGCAGCAGCAGCAGCAGCACAAGCAACAUGGAUUCUCCAGCUAACAUGUUUGAGGCUGCUGCUGAGCGAGUUGAGCAGCAGCAGCUGCUGCAGAAGCAGCAGCAGAAGGCUCGUGCUGUUGCUCGUCCUUCCCUAGAUGAGGCAGCAGCCCUACAGCGAAGUGCAGCAGCAGCAGCAGCUGCGCCUGCAGCCGUAUCAGCAGCAGCAGCAGCAGCAGCAGCAGCAGCAAACGCCAGUAAGGCGGUAGAUAGGGAUUCUCUACUGCAGCAGCUGCAGCAGCAGCGCGAGGCCUUUGCUGCAGCACAGCUGCGGAUGCAGCAUCAGCACGAGCAGCAGCUGCUGCUGCUGCAGCAGCGAGAGGAGAAGCUGACGAAGCAGGCGACAGGGGCCCUGCAGCGGAUGAGAGCAGCGCAUGCAGAUGCCCUGCAGGAGCAGCAGCAGCAGCACGAGAAGGCCAUGCAGGAGCUGCAGCAGGCACGUUGCUGUCUCCAGCAGCAGCUGCAGCAGGAGCAGCAGCAACGCCUUGAAAAGGAGCAGCAGCUGCUGCAGCAUCAGAAGCAGCAAAAGGCAAGGCCCAACAACAGCACCAUCUCCCUUAGCUCGACUCAGGAAGAAGCAGAGAGACAACUGGAAAAGCUGCAGCAGCAGCACGCAACGCUGCAGCGGCAGCACACUGCAGCAGAGGAUGAGCUGAAGACAGCUGCUAAAAAGUACGAGGCCUUGUCGGUGGAGCUGCAGCAGCAGCAACAACAGCAGCAGCAGCAGCAGAAGCAGCUGCUGACAAUACAAGAAAAUCUCUCGCGUGAGGCAGAGCAGCGCGAAGCCUCCGCUGCUGCUGCAGCUGCAGCACAGGAAGAGAAGCGGCAGCUGCAGCAGCAGCUGGAGCAGCUACAGUUGCAGCUGAAGCAGCAGCUGCAGCAGCAGCAGGAUGUUCAUGCUCUCAAGCAGCAACUUGAGCAGCAGCAAGGUGAGGCGGAAGGACUGAAGCAGCAGCUGCAGCAACAGCAGCAGCAGAAGCAAGAUGAGGUUGCUGCCCUCAAGCAGCAGCUGGAGCAGCAGCAGCAGCAGCUAGAGCAGCAGCUGAAGCAGCAGCAAGAAGAGGCAGAAGGCCUGAAACAGCAACUGCAGCAACAGCAGCAGCAGCAGCAAGAAAAAGUUACUGGGCUCACGCAGCAACUGCAGCAGGAACAGAGUGAAGUGGCUGCCCUCAAGCAGCAAAUGCAGCAGCAGCAGCAGCAGCUAGAGCAGCAGCUUGAGCAGCGGAAGGAUGAGGCUGAAGGGCUGAAGCAGCAGCUGCAGCAACAGCAGCAGCAGCAGCAAGAAGAAGUUGCUGAGCUUAAGCAGCAACUGCAGCAACAGCAGCAACUGGAACAGCAGCUUGAGCAGCAGAGGGGUGAGGCUGAAGGCCUCAAGCAGCAGCUGCAGCAACAACAGCAGCAGCAGCAAGAUGAAGUUGCUGAGCUUAAGCAGCAAUUGCAGCAGCAGCAGCAGUCGGAGCAGCAGCUGCAGCAGCAGCUAGAGCAGCAGCAAGAUGAAGUUGCUGACCUGAAGCAGCAACUGCAGCAGCAGCAGCAGCUCGAGCAGCAGCUGAAGCAGCAGAAGGAUGAGGCUGAAGGCCUUAAGCAGCAACUGCAGCAACAGCAGCAGCAGAUAGAGCAGCAGCAAGAUGAAGUUGCUGACCUUAAGCAGCAACUGCAGCAGCAGCAGCAAUUGGAGCAGCAGCUAAAGCAGCAGCAAGAUGAGGCUGAAGGCCUCAAGCAGCAAUUGCAGCAGCAGCAGCAGCAGCAGCAAGAUGAGGGUGAACGCCUGAAGCAGCAACUGCAGCAGCAAGAACAGCAGCUGCAGCAGCAGCUGCAGCAGCAGAAAGAUGAGGCUGAAGGGCUGAAGCAGCAACUGCAGCAGCAGGAACAGCAGCUGCAGCAGCAGCUGCAGCAAAAGAAAGAUGAGGCUGAAGGGCUGAAGCAGCAGUUGCAGCAACAGCAGCAGCAACAGCAAAAUGAAGUUGCUGAGCUGAAGCAGCAGCUGCAGCAACAGCAGCAAGUGGAGCAGCAACUGAAGCAGCAGAGGGAUGAGGCUGAAGGCAUCAAGCAGCAACUGCAGCAGCAGCAGCAGCAACAACAAGAUGAAACGAAAGGUCUUAAGCAGCAAGUAGACGAUCUCACCCGAAAGCUGCUGCUGCAGCAGGAGGAGCUCCAAAGGAGCAGCAGCGCAGCAGCAGAAGAAGCUACAGCAGCAGCACAGCAGCGAAUCGCAGACCUUGAGGGUGACCUGGAACAAAGCCGUGUCGCUGCAGCUGCAGCGAACGCAGAGCUGCAGCAGUUGCAGCAGCAGCUGCAGCAGCAACAACAGCAACUGCGGCGGCAGCAGCAGCAGCUGCAGCAGCAGCAGCAGCUGGUGCAGCAGCGUAAGGAACAGCAGCAAAAGGCAGGGGAAGGCGGGAGCGAAGGCGACUGCACCGCCACCAAAAAGCCCCAAAGACAACAGGCAGCAGCAACUGCAGCAGCAGGCAGCAGCGGACGGCUGGCGAAUCGCGUGGAUGCCCCCUUGAGGACUUUGCUGCGGCUGCUGCUGACCAGUGGUUAUGCCCGCGUCGCUGCUCUGCUGUACUUUUUGCUGAUGAACGCUCUCGUGGUGCUGCUGCUUAGGAGAGCUGCUUGCUGA